CUACGGCUAAUCAGAAGUAAACACAAACAGCCGGAAUAAAUCCUCCCGAAAACGACACGAAAAUGUCCGCAGUCUGACAUUUGUCACCCCUGAAUGUAAAGGUCGCAUCACACCAACAUGAAGAAGAAAGCGAGGAUGACGCAGGUCGCAGGAGCCGGCAGCAACAAGGAGGAGUGUUGUGUGCUCUGCAGGCUCAGCGAUGAUGACCCGGUCAUGUUUGGGGAGAAAGUCACUCUCAAGGAGCACAAAUUCUCUGUCCACUACUUCUGUUUGCUGACGUCUUGUGGAGUUUACCAGCGUGGAGAAGAGGGCGAGGGCGUCUUUGGUUUCCUGGUGGACGACAUCAAACAGGAGUGCCGCCGGUCGGCUCGACUGACGUGUAGUUUCUGUAAGGGGAAGGGAGCGUGUGUCGGCUGCUACGUCAGAAGCUGCAGGAAGGUGGCUCACUUUCCCUGCGCCAGGAAAAACCAGUUCGUCUCUCAGUUCACUGGACUCUUCCCGUCGUACUGUCCGGAUCACAGUCCCACUCAGUCACUAUGUGUGAGUUCAGACCUCAGUCUGCCUCAGUCCUGCUCCAUCUGUUUGGACUCCAUCGAUCCUGUCCUCAGCUACUCCGUCCUCAAAUGUCCGUCCUGCCACGCCAGCUGGUUCCACAGGGACUGUGUGCAGCAUCAGGCCCACAACGCCGGCCUCUUCUUCUUCAGAUGUACUCUCUGUAACAACAAGGAGAGCUUCCAGGAGGAGAUGCUGAGGAUGGGAAUCUACAUCCCAGAGAGAGAUGCCUCAUGGGAGUUGGAGGCAAACGCUUAUUCAGAGCUGCUGGAGGUUUACAGUCGCUGUGAUGCUCUCAACUGCGUCUGCAACGACGGACGGAUGCACUCCGCCAAGAGCGGCUGGUUUGAGGUGAUUCGCUGCCGGCUGUGUGGCUCCAGAGGGACUCACAGGAAAUGUUCGGGGCUGAAGGUGGACACCAGGGGCUGGGCCUGCAGCGACUGCACGCAGGCUACUGACGGGAAAGCCUCCCUCGUUGCGUCUCCUCAGGGAUGUCAGAGGAGGAGUCUGCUGUCCAAACGCUACCUGUCACCCAUCCGCUCCUCCAUCAGCUGUAAGAGACCGUCGUUACCUGUUAGAUCUGAAUCACCUGAGGAGAUCCUGCAGGCGUUGCGCCCUCAGCUCCGUCCCGACAGUGUGCAGGUGGAGGUGGACGGGGAUCAGGCUCUGUCUGCGGGUUUAGAGCUGGUGAGGAGGGCCGACUUUGACCCCACACACACUCUGUCUGUCAGGUUUAACGAUGACCAGCAGACCACAUUUCCCAGCAGUCUCCAGGACAGUGACACAGCCAGGCAGUACUUCCUGAAGCUGCUGGUGCAGCAGAUCCAGGACUGUGUGGUGUUUGAGGGUCCAGAUGGAUCCAAAAACAUGGCGCUGGACUCUCAGGCUCUGAGAGAGGACCUGUACUUUGAUGUCGGCUGCCUGCUGGCUCUGUCUCUGGCUCACGGCGGCCCUCCUGUCGGCUUCUUCUCUCGCGCUCUCUACCAGUGUCUGUUCAACUACCCAGCCAACCGGCCGCUCGCCAUCACUCACAUGACCCCCGACAUGCACUUCACCCACAGAGUCAGCAGGAUCGCAGAGGCGCAGUCUUUAGACGACCUGAGAGGAGUGAUGGCAGCAAGCUGGGAGUACCUGGAGCUGGCUGGCUGCAACCGACCAAUCAGCAGCCUGGAGGAGAGAGAGGCUCUGGUGGAGGAUCUGGUCAGCUUCACUAUGAUCACCAGGAUGCAGCUGCCACUGCAGAGGUUUCGGGAGGGCCUGCAGACUCUGGGCGUCUUUGAUCAGGUUCAGCUCUUCCCGUCGUUGUUCUGCAGUGUUUUCUGUGAGGCGGCGGAUCGGCUCACGGCUCAGACGGUCGGUCAGAUCUUCACCGUGAACUUCUCUCAGCAGGAGGAGAGACUGAGCAGAGAGACACCCGUCAUCAGCUUCUGGAGACACUUCCUGCGGGAGUGUGAAGUUGGGAGAAGCUCCAUCUCCCUGCAGGACCUUCUUCAUUUCGCCACAGGAGCUGAGGAGCUCCCUGCAGCCAGCCUUCUCCCUUCUCCCUCCAUCUCCUUCCUCCAUCCUGUGGAGGAGAGAGAAGAAGAGAGAGAGGGAGUCAGAACAAGGAGGGACGAGGGGCUCUUUCCUCAGUGUGUGCCCAGCUCCAGACACCUCCUCCUGCCUGUUUCCUCCUCAUACCAGGCCUUCAAAAGCUCCAUGGAGCAGGCUGUCAGCCACCAUGUGCACCUCCUCCCCACAGAGAGUUAGUGCAGGAGGAGGAGGAGGAGGAGGAGAGGUGUUUUAGAGAUUGUGGCUGCCUGUUAAUCUUUCUGUUCUCAUGCAGCACAUUUACAGUUUAAAGCUUUUCUCAUCUUACUCACUAAUGAAGCUGAAAGCGGCCAAAGCAAACCUCAUCCCUUUUAAAGGUCCAGUGUGAAGGAUUCAGGGGGAUUUAUUGGCAGAAAUAUAAUAAGUAUGUUUU
This is a messenger RNA of Epinephelus lanceolatus (giant grouper), 2515 nucleotides long. RefSeq names its product G2/M-phase specific E3 ubiquitin protein ligase (gene g2e3). Gene Ontology annotation, cellular component: nucleus. Lineage: Eukaryota; Metazoa; Chordata; Actinopteri; Perciformes; Serranidae. The record is from RefSeq and is a predicted model, not a curated record. Gene Ontology annotation, molecular function: ubiquitin-protein transferase activity.